AUGUCAUUAUCAAUGGAAUCGAACUCAAAAAUUAAAGAACUUAUUGAUGCAAAACAAUAUAAAGAAGUUCUCGAUAUUGUCGAUUCAAAAUUUGAAUUAUGUAUAGAUUAUACUAUCAGUAUUGCAAUAAAUACUUGUAGUAUAAUAAAUGAUUAUAAUCGUGGUUUGAAUAUUCAACAAAAACUUCCAUCAAAUUCACUUAAAAAUUCUUAUGUUCAAGCAUCAUUAAUUUGA
Rotaria sordida is the source of this 234-nucleotide messenger RNA. The record is from the annotation of a GenBank genome assembly. NCBI's taxonomy places the organism in Eukaryota, Metazoa, Rotifera, Eurotatoria, Philodinida, Philodinidae.